AUGUUUGGUGCUCUGAGCUCCACCGUCAUGUCUCUGAUGAUCGGCUCCUACGCCUCGUCUGCUGUCACUUUCCCCGGAGUCAAGCUGAUCUACGACGCAGGUGUGUCCUUCCAGGUGAUCAUGUGGGUGUGGGGGGGUCUGGCUGCGUCUGUCUUUUUCAACUGCUUCUUCAACUGGCCCAAGAAGGCUUCCCUACACCUGAUGAGAUACCGUUCCUUUCCGCCGCUCUGUGUUCUCUCCAUCUUCCUGUGGAGUUUGAUCACAAUGGGAAUGUCCCAGCUGAGGAUCAUCUUCUUCAUGGGGCCGAUGAACAAGAUGCUGGAGUUCAUGGUCACACACGGCGAAGAGCAUCCAUCUGAGGAGCUGGUGAUUGAAGCAAAGGAAAAAGUGAGUUUCUACUCCUCCAUCUUCGGCACGCUGCAGCUGCUGUGUCUGGUCACAUGUCCUCUGAUUGGAUACAUCAUGGACUGGAAGAUGAAGGAGUGUGAAGAGGAGAAGGUUGCUCCACAGACGCAGAACACAAACCGACCAGUGGGCCCAAGAGAGACCGCAAAAUCCAGAGAGUGACCAACGCCAUGAGAGCCUUCAUCUUCACCAACAUGCUGCUGCUCGCUUUCGGAUUCUGCUGCCUCAUAGACAACCUGCCUCUACAGAUUUUGACCUUCAUCCUCCACACCAUGGUCCGAGGCUUCAUCCACUCCUGCUGCGGAGGCCUUUACGCUGGCUGUGUG
Messenger RNA from Lates calcarifer (barramundi perch), 731 nucleotides. Its product is annotated as large neutral amino acids transporter small subunit 3-like. The coding region runs from base 1 to 567 and encodes 188 amino acids. Gene Ontology annotation, molecular function: L-amino acid transmembrane transporter activity; neutral L-amino acid transmembrane transporter activity. The record is from RefSeq and is a predicted model, not a curated record. Gene Ontology annotation, biological process: neutral amino acid transport. The transcript has 7 exons. Lineage: Eukaryota; Metazoa; Chordata; Actinopteri; Centropomidae.